Molecule: messenger RNA, 1194 nt
Organism: Seminavis robusta
Lineage: Eukaryota; Bacillariophyta; Bacillariophyceae; Naviculales; Naviculaceae
Source: the annotation of a GenBank genome assembly
AUGCUGCAGCGAGUCCUGUGCAUUUGUCACUGGCUGCUGCUCGUCGCGAUUUUGCUGUCACAUUACGGUGACAAUAGCAUUGAAUCUUCCACCCAUCCUACUGGGUCUCAUGGACUUGCCCAAUGCGGUGGGUGGUUGUCCGGGGAGUCUGUGGUUGUUGGUCUUGGUUGCUUCUCGCUGGUGCAUAUCGUGGCAGCCUUUUACAUGGCAUACGCAGUGGAAAAGGACGAAUCCAUCUUGCCGUCGCGAGACGGAGAACACACGGCAUCAGGAGGAGCCAAUCGCAUGUGGAAAUUGUUUUGUUACGAUGGCUGGAUGGCCGCCUAUAUUUUGGUCGCGUGUGGAUACUUUGGAUGGCUCCUCUUGGGAGGCUUCUGGUAUGCGACAGGAAACGUGGACGACAAUGGAGCCUGUGAUGAAGGGAUCGGUGGAACUUUUGGAAUUGCCUAUGGAUUUGGAUGGGCCUUUCUCUUUUUGGGUGGAUGUGGAUUGGGCUGUUCCGUGUGUUGUGGACUCGUCAUGGAUCCUCCUGGUAGGUCUGAACCGCCACCUCCAGCCAUGCAACAACAGCCACCACAGCAAUACAGUACUACUGCUACACCUGCUGCUGCUAGUGCCAAGCCCACGGCAAGUGCCACAGUGCCCACGGCGAGUGCCACUGUGCCCAUGGACGCCGCAGGAAUUCCCGACAAUGACAAAACACAGGCGGCUCCUGCUUCCUCUGCUGGCCUGGGUGGACUCAUUUCGAGUUUUGUGCAAAGCGCUACAAAGCCUGCCAGCAAACCAAUGAUGGCAUCGUCAGAUCCAGUCGAAGUGGAAGCUGUGCCAGCAGCAAACCCGCAAUACAACAAGAAUGCUCCCAUGGCAUCCGCUGUUCCAUACUAACAAAUUGAAUUGUUCAUUCAACAGCAAAGACCACCUCCAGUUCAAUCAAUACCUGUAACAAUGAAAAGUAAGCCUUGCCAUCAUGACACGAGACGGCACACACAAACCGUGGCGAAAACUGCCACGCUUUUGGGAUCCUGUACCGGUACAAAAACUACAACAACGGAUCCGCAUUCUCCAGAGUGCAAUCAUACCACAGUAAUUUACAUUAGACACAAACUUCAUAAGGUCCUCCUUACAAAAUCACUCUGCCUGGCUCAUGCAGAUACGAAUGACUGCGAUACUAGUAGUUUACGUUUGGAAGUAAAA